This is a messenger RNA of Cloeon dipterum, 1707 nucleotides long. RefSeq lists its product as uncharacterized. The record is from RefSeq and is a predicted model, not a curated record. The transcript has 5 exons. The coding region runs from base 391 to 1002 and encodes 203 amino acids. NCBI's taxonomy places the organism in Eukaryota, Metazoa, Arthropoda, Insecta, Ephemeroptera, Baetidae.
UAUUAUCAGCAGGCGCGAAGAUGUGCUGAGGGAUAUAUACACAACAGAUCAACCAAUUUAAGGUGAAAUUUUAAUUUUAUUGCGCUUGAUUGGCUGUUGAAUUGAUUUUAAGAGGUUUUGCUAAAUUCUCUUUUGCUUGGGCUGAUUUUUUCUUUCACGCACGUGCCUGAAAUUUCGCAUCGAUGAUUGCUGGGGAGCAAGCUGCGCGUGAAGUAAAAAAAAACGCCCGAUCUGCCGCUCCCCGGCCACUACGUAAAUAGAGCUGCUCUCCUCGCGUCCGCGUCACUCUCUCGCUUGCCUCUCUCCCGCGGAGAGCCGCUGAGCCGCUCGCUCGGCAAAGUGACAUGCUGGCGGCCGCAGAGUGAACAAAGCUUCAAAUUGAAUGAGAGGAUGGAGAGUGCAGGGAAGCUGCUGCUUGUGCUGCUCGCGAUUUGCCUUCAGAUCUUCUUGAGCUCCUGCGUCUCCAUCGAUUUUCAACACAAGAAACACAGCUACUGGGAAAUUCGGAUCGGAGCUAAUGCAAAAGAAUUCGUGUACGACUUCUGCCGGUACGAUGCAUCAAACAACAAGGAACGGUGCCAUAAUCUCCCAGAUGAACCCAUAGACAUAAAAAGAAAGUGCAAUUGCACUUUGAAUCACACUGAAAAUGCAAAGAAAGACAUGGUAUACUUCGCCGUCAACUGCUACAAUGAAACAUUUGACGACUUGGUAGGUGCCUGCCCACAAAAACUGGCCAUCAGUUAUGAGCAAGACUACAUGCAUCAACCAGUUUCAAUAAGCGUGGAAGUGCAAGACGAAAUCAGCAUCUGGAUGCUGCUUUUUUUCCUGUCGCUCGUGAUCAACGUGGUCUGUGGCGUCUCAUUGUUUAGAAGAAGAGUGCCACCUGUGAACGAGAACAAUCAAUCUGGAGAGGAUGGGACAAGACCGGUGUUUCUGUUAAUGCAGACCUCUAGAUCAAAUAAUCCAUUGGGAUUCAGAGUAUUCAGACGAAGCCAAAAUUGAUCUGUAGCCGUGCUAAUUCUUAAGAAAAUUGGUUGCAAAGUUAGCAUGAUUUUCAAAUGGUGUAGACUGACUGCCUAUUUGAAAUCUGAUUUUAUUAAAAAGUUUCGUAUACGCUUUUGGACAGAUCUCGACGAAAGGAAUCGUAAUCAAGCGCUGGAAAGUUUGGAAAAAAUUGGAAAAAUGUGUAAAUAAGUAGCAAGGUUAUUUUUUAUUGUUGAAAUUUGUAGAUUAAAAUUGUUUAUCGAAUUAAUUGCUUAAUGCCGCAUACUUGCGUAAUUCAAAUAAUUUAAUAUUGUUGUCCUGUAUCUAUCCACUUAAACCUUGUUAAAAAUGUAAAAUUGUAUUUAUAAACACUUUAUUAUCAGGCAGGGUCGGUGCUUCCUGGUCGCCAGGGUGCAGGUCGGUGCCAUAUUUGGUCUUCAGGGGCGCCAUGUCCAUUAAUUCUACUGUAAUUUUGUCGUACUUACGCUUCUAAAAUUAUGAUAAAAAAUAAAGAUUUAAAUUCAUAUAUAAACUCGAUUUAUUUAUCACGAGAAAAUUUAAUUGCUUUUACUAUUUAAUUCAACAAACUAUAUUGAUAAAACUAUUAGUUCUUUUUUUAAAUCCUGUUAAAAAUAUGGUUUCAAUGCGUACGAGGACAAUUUUCUAGAUUCUUUUGUCGGUGAAGAUCAAACUCUGGUGAAAUAAAAUGACUGCUAAUUGUAA